Molecule: messenger RNA, 3243 nt
Organism: Indicator indicator
Lineage: Eukaryota; Metazoa; Chordata; Aves; Piciformes; Indicatoridae
Gene: MAML3
Product: mastermind like transcriptional coactivator 3
Exons: 5
Coding region: 1-3243 (1080 amino acids)
Biological process (GO): positive regulation of transcription of Notch receptor target; Notch signaling pathway
Cellular component (GO): nuclear speck; nucleoplasm
Molecular function (GO): transcription coactivator activity
Source: RefSeq, a predicted model, not a curated record
AUGGGGGAUUUUGCAGCCCCCGCUGCCGCCGCGAAUGGCAGCAGUAUCUGCAUCAACAAUAACCUGAACAGCAGCCUCGGCGGGGCCGGUAUCGGGGUUAACAGCACUCCCCACGGUCCUCCCGCCGCCGCUGCCGGUAACAAUAACGCGAACAGCGGCGGCAUUCCCAAGCACAGCACGGUGGUGGAGCGGCUGAGGCAGCGCAUCGAGGGCUGCCGCCGGCACCAUGUCAACUGCGAGAGCAGGUACCAGCAAGCCCAGGCGGAGCAGCUGGAGCUGGAGCGCAGGGACACGGUGAGCCUCUACCAGCGGACCCUGGAGCAGAGGGCCAAGAAAAUGGGCACCGGCACCGGCGGCAGCAAGCAGCAGCAUCAGAGCAAACAGCAGCAAGAUGCCGAGCCUGCCACGGCGGAACAGAGGAACCACACGCUGAUCAUGCUUCAAGAGACAGUCAAAAGGAAGUUGGAAGGUGCCCGCUCACCUCUCAAUGGAGAACAGCAGAAUGGAGUUUGUGAUGGGAGCUUUUCUCCGACCAGCAAGAGGAUACGGAAGGAUGUCGAGGCCAUCAACAGCUUGCCCAAUAAUUUGCCUUUGCCUGCUGUUUCUCCUCUUCACCAGCUUGACAUGAAAGCUCCCCUGCCCCUGCAGAACAGUGGGACUCACAGUACUGGUCUAGAAGACUUGGGUAAAAAUGGUGGAGUUUCAGAGAUAAAGCUCCCUGUUAAUGGUUGCAACGAGCUAGAGGAUAGUUUUAACAUCCUGCAGAACAAGGAGCUAAAGCAAGAGCCUUUGGAUGACCCUAGCUGCAUAGACACUUCCGAAACAUCUCUUUCAAAUCAGAAUAAGCUCUUUUCAGACAUUAACCUGAACGAUCAAGAGUGGCAGGAGCUAAUAGAUGAACUGGCAAACACCGUUCCAGAAGAUGAUAUACAAGAUUUGUUCAACGAAGACUUCGAGGAGAAGAAGGAGCCAGAGUAUCCCAGGCCUUCCACAGAGGCUCAAGAGAGUGCAAGUGUGAAGAGCGAUCCAUCUCAUUCUCCCUUUGCUCAUGUCCCACUAGGGUCUCCCCAGGUGAGGCCAUCUUCUUCUGGUCCUCCGUUUUCAAACGUCUCCACCGCCUCCAGCAUAGCUUCUGCGUCCAGCGCCCCACCAGCCCCCAUCCCGGCCGGCUCACCAGCAAACUGUGUGGUUCAGUCCCCCCAGACUCCCAGCCAGGCCCACACCCCGGGCCAGACGCAGGCACGCUCUGGAAAUGGCUAUCUCAUGAACCCAGCGGCAGCACCGGUGGCGGGGUCGGGGCCUGGGCCCGUGAGCAUGCCGAGCGCUGACUUGUCUCCAGCUGAACAGCUGAAGCAGAUGGCAGCCCAGCAGCAGCAAAGAGCCAAGCUCAUGCAGCAGAAGCAGCAGCAGCAGCAUCCAAAUCAACCCUCAAGCUGGUCACCGGUGGGCCCUCCAUCUAGUCCGUACGGCGGACCCUUCAGCGCAGACAAACCAAAUAGUCCAAUGAUGUAUCCCCAAGCCUUUAACAACCAAAACCCAAUAGUGCCUCCUAUGGCAAACAAUCCGCAGAAGACCACGAUGAAUAACUACCUCCCUCAAAACCACCUGAGUAUGAUCAGUCAGCAGCCAAAUAACCUGGGCACAAACUCCCUGAGCAAACAGCCCAACAUGCUUUCCUACGGCAACACCAAACCCCUGACCCACUUCAACGCCGAGCUGAGUCAGAGGAUGACGCCGCCGAUGGCAAAUCCCGGCAAGAACCCCAUGAUGCCCUACAUCCAGCAGCAGCAGCCGCCCCAGCAGCCGCAGAUGCAGGCUCAGAUGGCACACCUGAGCGAGGAGCAGAAGCGCAUGCUCCUCAUGAAGCAGAAGGGGAUGAUGAACCAGCCCAUGGCGUACGCACCGAUCCCUUCCCUCGCUCAGGAGCAGCAUCAGGUGGGAUUGUCUCGGACCACAGGGCCUAUGCAGCCUUCUGUCCCACCGGGCUCCAGCAGCGUGGUCACAGGCACAAGCUCUGGGGGUCCCUUCCUGGGAAACCAACCUCAGGCAGCCAUCAUGAAGCAGAUGCUGAUUGAGCAGAGAGCCCAGCUCCAUGUGAUAGAGCAGCAGAAACAACAGUUUCUAAGAGAGCAGAGGCAGCAGCAGAUCCUGGCAGAGCAGCAGUUGCAGCAGCAGUCACAUUUGCCUCGGCAGCACCUGCAGCAGCAGCAGCGGAGCCCGUAUCCCGUGCAACAGGUCAAUCAGUUCCAAGGUUCUCCCCAGGAUAUAGCAGCUGUGAGAAACCAAGCAGCACUGCAGAGCAUGAGGACAUCUCGCCUGAUGGCCCAGAACGCCAGCAUGAUGGCAAUGGGUCCUUCGCAGAGCCCGAGCACGCUGCCCACCACCGCGGGCCAGUCAGACAUGGGCAUGGCUCCUUACAGCAAUGCCUCUUCCAGCCAGCCAGGAAUGUACAGUAUGAGCACAGGGAUGAGCCAAAUGUUGCAGCACCCAAACCAAAGUGGCAUGAACAUGGCACAUAACGCAGGCCAGGGAACGAGGCAGCCCGCCUCUGGACAAGCGGUGGGUAUGGUGGGCAGCUUUGGGCAGAACAUGCUGGUCAGCUCUGCCCUGACACAGCAUCAGCAGCAGAUGAAAGGACCUGUGGGCCAGGUCUUACCAAGGCCACAAGCACCACGACUUCAAAACCUGAUGGGGACUGUCCCUCAAGGAACACAAAACUGGCAGCAGCGAGGUUUACAAGGUAUACCUGGGAGGACUAGCGGUGAAAUGGGGCCCUUCAACAACGGCACAACAUACCCCAUGCAGACUGGGCAGCCACGGCUGUCCAAGCAGCAUUUCCCACAGGGGCUGAAUCAGACAGUUGUGGACUCCAGUGGAACAGUAAGAGCCCUCAACCCAGCAAUGGGCAGACAGUUGCUGCAACCACUGCCUGGACAGCAAGGAGCCAGCCAGGCCAGGCCGAUGGUGAUGCCUGCAAUAAGCCAAGGGGUCCCCACCAUGUCUGGCUUUGGUCAGCCUCCAACGCAGCAAAUGCCAGGUGGUAACUUUGCUCAGAGCAGCCAAGGCCAGGCCUAUGAGAGGAAUCCCACUCAGGACAUAGCCUACAACUACAGUAAUGAAGGAGCAGGGGGGGCAUUCUCUGGCUUAGCAGAGGGUGCAGACCUCGUGGACUCCAUCAUUAAGAGCGGACCAGGGGAUGAGUGGAUACAAGAACUUGAUGAGUUGUUUGGGAACCCCCAGUGA